ACUCACGUAGAAAAACCAACAUUUUAUUCAGACAUUGACUAGAAUACACAAUAUUUACCUGUAACCUUAUGCUAUGCAAAUAGAAAAGUUGAUUCAAAACUGAACGCGUGAAAAAUUUGUUGGUUUUUUUUUUCAAGAAACACAAGUUCAAGUAUCUACUUAUUUACAUUGAUGGUUGAUAUAAAAAUCCUAUGCUCGAAUUUUACUAUUUUAAAUGAACGGGAAGUACUAUAUUUACUUCAUAUUAUAGUAAUUAUAAACAAAAUGCAAAUAUAUUGUAGUAAUUAUAAACAAUUUAUUGAUCUGUCAUUAAAAUAAUGCCAAUUUUUGUUCGUUCAAUUUUGUAAAAGUAUGAUUGUCAGACAUUUUUAUCAUUAGACUUCGUUAUUACAUAUAGAGAACUAAAAGUUUAUGAGUUAGUAUAAUUUAUUGUUUACCCAACAAAAUAGCCUAUAGGUCUGUGAGCAAAACGUAAAUCAUAAAGUUGGAAAAAAAUAUGUUUAUAGAGUAAAUUAGAACUAUAACGUUCCUUACGAAAUGUAGUUCCUAAUAAUUCUAGUGUUUUUCUGUAAUGUGUAACAUUAUCAAAAUGUCUCUCUCUUUUCUGAGCGUUUUUCCAGUUACUUCCUCCCAUUGAGUGUCGAAGCCCAGGGCCCAUUACAUACCCAUUACAUAAACAUAUGUAACUGAUGCGUUUUGUAUUGACAAAUCAGUCAUGAACGCGACCAUGACACGACACGCAUGACCCUCAAUCCGUUGGCCGUCCACAUAUUGAGCCUGUCAAGUUCACUGAACGAGAUGGGUGACCGCUGACCAGAUAUAAACAUGAUAACGGCCUCCCGUGACUUCUGAAUGUUGGUAUGUUACUUCUGAAUUUCAUUCAUCAGUAUCAGUUUACUAGUUUUUUAGAUUAUUCGUAACAAAUAAAAAUAUUACAUUCCUCUAGCGUAAAUGUAGCAAGGUAGUAGAGCGUCAUUUGCAAACUACUUAUAUAUCAAUUCUGACACACGAAAUGCACAGAAUAAUACAACUUUAGAUUAUUUUUCGAAAACUCAUGGGUACAUAGGUACAUAGGUUUUUUUUCUAUGUCAAUUUCAUAAUCCCAUAAUUUUAUAUAAUAUAAUUUACGAUUUCGACGUUCUUGAGAACGUGGGAUUUUUCUUCUAAGUUAUUGUUAACAAUAUUUUGGUAUUAUUAAAUAAUUGGAAUCAUUAGGAAUCAAGAAUAAAUUAUCGAAGGCUAAUUAUAUUUUAAAAGGCUGAAUAUGAACAAUAUACAAAAUUACACACACAUGUUGCAAACCAAGUCAUUGUAUAUAAAAUUUAAAAAUACAUACAUACUUUUUUGGUCAAAGACAGAUUGACAAACAAAAGACAUCAACGAAAUUUAAGAAAUGAUCGGAAUUAAAUCAUCAAUUUAUUAAUCUGUGCAAUACAUUACAUAAUACAAGUAACAUAUUAUUGAGAAUUACAACACAUGCUUCCAUUCGCGUCAAUGCGGAUCCCACCUGCAUAAGGAUUUCGGACAUUGGGUUUCCCAACAUCUCAUAAAGCCUUCACUAUCCGUGUCAAACAAUAAGACAGUUAACUGAAUAAGGAAAGUAAACUGGUGGGGGCGUGGGGGGGGGGGAGCAAGCUUCUCGUCUCAGGACAUCUCCAGUGCGUCGCAGUGGAUUUUCUGAAGGCUGCGGCGCGGGCCGCAUGCCAACACCGCGGUUGACCUCGUGCGACCCUAUUAAAUACAAGACACAUCAACAACUUCACAUAGUAUCUCCCUUAUUCCCAACAAUGAAGUUCCUCUUGUGCUGUUUCGUCAUCGCGACGCUUGCGAAGGUGGCGCUACCAGCGCCGGCGGACGGUUUCGUGUUCCCUGAUGAUGUACGGGGUGGGAAGAAAUUGGAGCCUAUUAUUACGCCGCCAGUUUUACCAGUUUUGGAGCAUUUGGAGCGGGAUCCGUCUACGCUUAUAAGUGAACCUUCGACGAGGUCUUUUUCGAGUCGUGUGAAGCCGAAGUUCAUCGGUGGAGGGUUCAACGUGGGUCCUACUGGAAGUGGGGGCAUGUCGGCUAGCAUCAGCGGCAGCGCCAAUCUAGGCGGUACGAGUCUUGCGGCUUCGCAAUCUUUCUCCUUUGGACUGAAUGAAGGAUUUGGCGCCUCGCAGUCUGCCAGCCAAUCGUCUUCUUUUGGAUUUGGAGGGUUUAGCGGCAGUCAGGCCAGCAGUCAAUCGGCUUCAUUCAGCGGACUAGGUGGAUCGGCCUCGGGCGCUGCGUCCUCGGCUUCCUCCGUGUCAAGUGGCUUUGGCUCCAGCAGCUUCAGCUCGGGCCAGAGCGCUUCUCAGGCUUUUGGAUUCAACUCGCUAGGCGGCUUUGGCCAAUCUGAGCCUGUCUACGACCCCGUUGCAUUCGACGACGUGAGACACCGUGGGGUGCCCAAUUUUCCCAUACCAAGCCUUCUGGGCCACGGCAAGGGUGUCGGCGCGGCGGCCUACAGAAGAGGCUCUAGGAAGGGCGGGGACGACUUCGUGUCUGUCCUUAUAUCUAACUUGUAAUGCCUGCCUGCUUCGCCGAUGCAAAUGAAAAGUUUCUCAGACGAGAAAGAACAAAGAGGAAUGUAAUUAAUUAUUUGUAAACAUCCAUGAACUGCCUGUGCUGAUACGAUCACGUAUGCGUAAACCGACAAGUUUAAAAAUGCCUGGCCCCGGGCCUGGCUGGGGCAAACCCAUGAAGUGCUGGCUUGAUGUUGUCAAAGAGGAUAUGUCAAUGUUUUGAUUACUAAGAAUACUGAAGACCGUGCGAAACAGAGAAGAAAGUGUACGAAAGCUAUCCACAGGCUCCGUCGCUGAGAUCAGAGAAGAGAUACAUACAACCAUGAUCUUUAUUGGCCGUCGAUGGCCAACGACUAAGCCAAUGUAUGGUUGUCCUAGAAGAUCGUAACUAUGGCAGAGAUGUGGAUAUUAUAUGUAUGGAGAUCCUCAAUUUUACCUCUCUGAAAAUGCAGAGAAACAAAUAUUGAGGGCACUCGAGAAACUUUGCUGUUUUUCACCAUACGUACAAUUUUAAGCUAACAACAGCGUUGUUAAAAUCUCAAUCAAUGAUCAUCAUUAAUAACUUCCCUGAUCGAAAAUGCUAUAGCAACCACUAUGAUAAAACGAGUUAUCAGUAGGACCACUUCUAAUAAUCAGGUUAUUUUUAUGAAUUAUUCAUUUUCUACUUUUUGGCCACAGUACUAAUAAAUAACGGCGUGGUCAAAUGGUGAAUACAAAAAAAUAUGUAUUGACCACACGCGUAGUCAGCUCCAUGUGGUCAUAUAGUGAACAACCCGAUAAAAUAAGUAGCUAUAGAGUUGUUUAGUGUAACAUCUAGUUAUUUAUAAAUUAACGUGUUAUUACAUCUAGCCUCAUUCAUGGAGAACAACGAAUUUAGCUAGUCUGAAUUAAUUUAUUUAAUUUUAAUUAGUGUAUAAAGAUUUACAAGGUAACAUACUCACAAUUUAUAAACCAUUAAAAUAUUUUUUUUAA
Messenger RNA from Plodia interpunctella (Indianmeal moth), 3515 nucleotides. RefSeq names its product spidroin-1-like. Lineage: Eukaryota; Metazoa; Arthropoda; Insecta; Lepidoptera; Pyralidae. The coding region runs from base 1701 to 2546 and encodes 281 amino acids. The record is from RefSeq and is a predicted model, not a curated record. The transcript is spliced from 3 exons.